Molecule: messenger RNA, 718 nt
Organism: Eucalyptus grandis
Lineage: Eukaryota; Viridiplantae; Streptophyta; Magnoliopsida; Myrtales; Myrtaceae
Product: 40S ribosomal protein S25-2
Exons: 5
Coding region: 312-650 (112 amino acids)
Cellular component (GO): cytosolic small ribosomal subunit
Molecular function (GO): structural constituent of ribosome
Source: RefSeq, a predicted model, not a curated record
CUUGCUAUCUCGUGAAAUUCUGUCUGUGGAUGCAUAGCUCUUGCUUGCUCAGAGACAGAUAAACCUUUGAAAUCGUAUGGUUUUUUCCAUCAUCGUGUUUAGCAGGUCUGGAAACUCUUGAGUUGCUGUACAUAUUCCAGUCAUCAUCAUCAGACUCCCUGUAUGUCUUCUUCAUUGCAUUUCUCUGACAUUCGAUUUUCAUUUGUCAUAACUCAUAGGCUCCAAAGAAGGACAAAGCCACGCCUCACUCGUUUAAGCCUGUGAAGUCUUGUGGUAGAAAGCAGAAGAAGAAGGUUACAUGAUUCCGUCCUAUGUGGGGAAUUCUUAAUUGGAUGUACCUAAUGCUUUGCAAUUCAGGAAGUGAGAUUCCUUCAGCCCCCCAGAAUCACAAUGGUUCUAAGAAAUGGAGCAAAGGAAAACAGAAGGAGAAGGUGAACAACAUGGUGCUGUUUGACCAGGCAACUUAUGACAAGCUUCUGUCCAAGGCACCCAUGUAUGAGCUCAUCACCACGUCCAUCCUCUCCGAUCGCCUAAGGGUUAAUGGAUCACUUACUCGGAAGGCAAUAAGAGAACUCAUGGCUGGAGGUUUGAUCAGGAUGGUCUCUGCUCGUGCAAGCCAGCAGAUCUACAUCGGGGUGACAAAUAACUAAUAUUUGGUGUUCGUCCAAUUCUUUUGCCUGCUGGUAUUACUCUUUCGGGAGUGCUUACCAGCGACUAU